AUGGCGGACUUCGAGAGUGUUGCGAAGCAAUUCGUCGAGUACUACUACAAGCAGUUCGACAGCGACCGAUCUGGCCUGGCCCCACUCUACAGAGACAACUCCAUGUUGACAUUCGAGGCCCAACCAUUCCAGAGCGCGGCAGCUAUCGUGCAAAAGCUACAGGAACUUCCCUUCCAGAGGAUCGAGCACCAAGUCGCGACCCUCGACGCACAGCCAAGCAACGAAUCUGGCGGCAUCCUCGUCAUUGUCAGCGGCGCGCUUUUGGUCGAGGAGGAGAAGCGACCGAUGUCAUACGCUCAGACCUUCCAGUUGUUGCCAACCCCAGAAGGCUCCUACUACAUCUUCAAUGACGUCUUCCGCCUCGUGUACCCAGCCGCGUAG
Fulvia fulva is the source of this 381-nucleotide messenger RNA. Its product is annotated as Nuclear transport factor 2. Gene Ontology annotation, biological process: protein import into nucleus. NCBI's taxonomy places the organism in Eukaryota, Fungi, Ascomycota, Dothideomycetes, Mycosphaerellales, Mycosphaerellaceae. The record is from RefSeq and is a predicted model, not a curated record. Bases 1 to 381 code for a protein of 126 amino acids. Gene Ontology annotation, cellular component: nuclear pore central transport channel. The transcript is spliced from 6 exons.